AUGUCAAACAAGCCAUACCCGCCUGUCAAGCAAGGUACCACUCAAACAGAUGAAGAAAAGAAGAACGUCGACAUAGUCAGGGAAUACAUGCGUCUUGCCUACUCGCCCGAAGAGAAUAAAGGCCGCUCGACUGUUCAGCACCUUUGCCACGACGAUGCGUACUUCAUUGCGCCCACCACCUUUCCAGACUGCAAGUCGCCCCAAGACUACGCCGAAUCGCACUCCAAGAUCAUGGCCUGCGUGCCAAAUCUACACAUCAAUUCCUACGAUAUCAUUUUCGCGAAAGGAGGACAUGUAUGCUUGAAGUACAGCGCAUCGGGCAGCCACAACGGAGAACCGCACAAUGGAAUCGAAGCAACAGGCAACAAGGCAGCUUGGCAUGCCGCUGCCAUCUUCGAGGUCGAGGACGGAAAGAUCCGGGGCUGGAUCAAGGAGUGGGACAAGCUGCAUAUGUGGAAGCAGCUGGGCUGGAUGAAGGGAGACGAAUACGCCUAA
This is a messenger RNA of Ascochyta rabiei, 495 nucleotides long. RefSeq lists its product as uncharacterized. The transcript has 2 exons. Gene Ontology annotation, biological process: polyketide metabolic process. The record is from RefSeq and is a predicted model, not a curated record. The coding region runs from base 1 to 495 and encodes 164 amino acids. NCBI's taxonomy places the organism in Eukaryota, Fungi, Ascomycota, Dothideomycetes, Pleosporales, Didymellaceae.